Messenger RNA from Kwoniella mangroviensis CBS 8507, 537 nucleotides. RefSeq lists its product as uncharacterized. The coding region runs from base 1 to 537 and encodes 178 amino acids. NCBI's taxonomy places the organism in Eukaryota, Fungi, Basidiomycota, Tremellomycetes, Tremellales, Cryptococcaceae. The transcript has 4 exons. The record is from RefSeq and is a predicted model, not a curated record.
AUGUCUUCUUCAUAUGUUACCUCUUCAGGUCCCAAGAUCCGAUAUGCAUUAUUUGGCAUUACCACCAUCAUCUUCAUCCUCUCUUUACUCCUCAACCUCCUCUUGCCGGGAUUCGGUUACGACUCUAUUGGAUUCAUCAAUCUCUGGAACAGAAGAUCAAGGUUUGAUCAAGCUGGUGGGGAAGUAGCUGUGGGAGUAUUGAUCACCAUUUCUUGGUUAGCAUGCGUGAUUGUCCAACUCAUCUUCACAUCUUGGGAACUAUGCGACGACCCCGAUUCAGGUUUCUACACUGGUGGAGAAGGGUGUCAAGCUGGCGCCAUCGCCUUCUCAGUGUUGUUCUUCCUUAACUUGUUGAUCCAUUUCGGUUGGACUACAUGGAUCAUCGUCUUGGUCCACAGGAGAAGUAACAACAAGAAAGAGAGAGAUGAAGUAUAUAAGAUCUCUACUCAUGUCUUGGUCAAAGGGGGUUCGGCCCAGAUCGAGCAUGUUAAAAUCUCAGACGUGGACGAAGAGGGCUUGUAUAAUCUGAGAUCGUAA